AUUACGAGUAAAGGCAUUUUAAACGCCAUUGUCGUUGUCUGUACCGUGCUGCAGUACAAUCUGUUUUACAGAACGCGCGCCCGUACGCGCGAUCGUAAAAAAUCGGCAACUAUGCGCCUAGCAUACGCGCACGUUUUCUAAUUAGUCGGUGUCUGGCACUGCAACGAGAGAUGUCGGCGAAUGAUUCUAACGAGCUGAACGCGGUGAUGACGUCCACGACGGCGUCUGCGGGGGCUGCAAUGGCCACGACAGCCACGACGGCCACGAUGGCCACGACGGCCACGAUGGCCACGACAGCCACGAUAGCCACGAUGGCCACGACGGCCACGACGGCCACGACGGCUACGACGGCCACGACGGUCACGACGGCCACGACGGCCACAACGGCUACGACGGCCACGACGGCGACCGAGCCAAUUAUAUUAAUUCCUAAAACACUGCAAAAUAUUAUUCAAGCAGCUGUCGUGGCUACAGUAGGAAGAGGAAGAGGGAGAGGGAGAGGAAGAGGCAGAGAAAGAGGAAGAGGCAGAAGCAGCGGCGAAGACAGAGGAAGAGGCAGAGAUGGUAGAAGGGGAAGAGGCAGAGGUGAAUGGAGAGGAAGAGGCAGAGGUGAAAGAAGGGGAAGAGGCAGAUACGAUACAUUUGGUAUCAACAUUUUUCUACAUUAACACACA
Harpegnathos saltator (Jerdon's jumping ant) is the source of this 674-nucleotide messenger RNA. Its product is annotated as spore coat protein SP96-like. Lineage: Eukaryota; Metazoa; Arthropoda; Insecta; Hymenoptera; Formicidae. The transcript has 3 exons. The record is from RefSeq and is a predicted model, not a curated record. Bases 171 to 668 code for a protein of 165 amino acids.